Molecule: messenger RNA, 1443 nt
Organism: Microdochium trichocladiopsis
Lineage: Eukaryota; Fungi; Ascomycota; Sordariomycetes; Xylariales; Microdochiaceae
Exons: 2
Coding region: 263-1126 (287 amino acids)
Biological process (GO): protein transport to vacuole involved in ubiquitin-dependent protein catabolic process via the multivesicular body sorting pathway
Cellular component (GO): ESCRT-0 complex
Molecular function (GO): protein binding
Source: RefSeq, a predicted model, not a curated record
GCCUCCUGCAGAUCCACCCCCGGGCCCUUCGCACUCGUGGUCCACAUCCUGUCUUGAAACAACAACAACUUCUCAACAAGACGAUCAAUUCACGUCCUUCAGUAUCCGUCCUUGUUGUCGCAAGCUCGCUUUCACCAAACGAAUAUCGAGAAUACGCGGGGCUAUACAUCUCGCACAGCCUCGACCCCUCACAGCACGCGCCGGUUCGCCGCACGCUUACUCACGCCAGAGUAAAACACAUUCGAGUCAUCUCCUCAGCACCAUGGCAAUGGACCGCCAAGAAAUCAUUGCGACGAACAAGUCGCUCCGACUCAUCAAGAAUGAGCUGGAACACCUUCUCGAAAAGGGCAUCGUCACCGAUGCCGUCUUCGACUCAAUCUCGCAGAUGCUGCCUGCUGAGCUGUCACUCUCCGGGUCGACCAACCCGCCAACUCCGGUGCAGUCCCCUCCCAUAAACGCCAUGGCCAACCUCGGCCUCGGCGCCGCCAACAGAACGAGCACGGCCAGCUCUCACCACUCUCACAACUCGAUGCCCCCUCAGAACCCGGCGCCGCCCGCAUACUCGACAGCCCCGUCAAGUAACGCCGGCGCUGCCGGUCCGCCACAGCUCCCAUCGCGGGCAGGCCCGCCGGCAGCAACACCCCCGACCAAGCCCGUGAUUGCCCACGCCAAGGCCCUUUACAAGUACCAAGCCGCGGACAGCCGGGACUUGUCGUUUGAGCGCGACGACACGAUUGCCGUGCACGAGUACAUGAACGAUGACUGGUGGAUGGGCCGCAAUCAGCGCACCGGUGCCGAGGGCAUCUUCCCCAAGACCUACGUCCAGAUCGACCACAACGUAAGCCCGCAAGGAUACCCGAAUGAGAAGGCCGGAUACUAUGCUCCGCAGCAGAACGCCGCUGCCGGUGGCUACCCGCCGCCCCCGGGCCAGGGCCAGGGUAACCCGUACAACUCGUCGGUGCCGCCAAUGGGCGUUGCCAACAGCGGUGGUGGCCAUGGUGGGGACAACGGCGAGCCCAGCAAGUUUGAGCAAAACGGCAAGAAGUUUGGCAAGAAGCUCGGUAACGCAGCCAUCUUCGGCGCUGGCGCAACCCUUGGUGGCAAGAUUGUCAACGGCAUCUUUUGAGUUGUGGGAGGCAAAAUCCGGGGUUGGGCAUUUCUGGAGGCAGCAUGUUUUUUCUUGCAUUGGCUUGGUCCUUUGAGACUAUUUAGAGUCUGAAAUUUGUAUUAAUCAGAAUCGAGUACAUAUGAUAUUCCACGUCUCCUUCUCAAGUGUCCGUUGAAGAGCUACAUGUACGGGGCCCUAGAAUUAACCACGACUCUCGGUUGUGCGUGCUUGGGCACGUUUAUUGUGCUGUGUGAAUGAGACGGGCACACCCUCGAAAGGUUCCAAGGUUGUCUUAUUCUGCUGGCAGAACUGUCCUACAAGAAAUUGAAUCACCC